This is a messenger RNA of Puccinia graminis f. sp. tritici CRL 75-36-700-3, 1885 nucleotides long. RefSeq lists its product as uncharacterized. Gene Ontology annotation, molecular function: oligopeptide transmembrane transporter activity. The record is from RefSeq and is a predicted model, not a curated record. The coding region runs from base 1 to 1614 and encodes 537 amino acids. The transcript has 11 exons. Gene Ontology annotation, biological process: transmembrane transport. Lineage: Eukaryota; Fungi; Basidiomycota; Pucciniomycetes; Pucciniales; Pucciniaceae.
AUGCUGUAUUUCCGUAAGGCAUCCAUCUAUAUAGCUCUUCAAGUAAUGUUCUUUUCUGACAUACUUACAUUUUUUUCGAAUUUAAGUGAAACGCUUCCCAGUAUUUCUCUUUUGAAAUCCCUUUUUAGCGUUGGUGAGGAAUCGAAGGACCAGGUGAAAUUUUUCAAGAAGGCUUUUCUAACGGUCAUAGUUUACGAAAUCUUUCCAACAUAUAUCACGCCGGCUCUCCAAGCCGUCAAUGUUUUCUGCUUGACUCUACCGAAAGAUCCGAUUGUGACCUCAAUUUUUGGAGGAGCUCAACCAUUUCAAGGCAUGGGAAUCUUCAGCGUUUCUGGAGAUUGGUCUAUGGUGGGGGGGAGUGGUUACAAUCAACACUUCCCGUUCCUGUCUGUCGGUUUAUUCACUUCAGAAGGUAAACCAUACCCGUAUCGAGAAGCUGUCAAUCAGGAUGGCACAGCCAACGAAGAAUACCUAGAAAAAUCGGGACUUCCAUUUUUCACCGGAACGUAUUACAUAGUUCAGAUUCUCCUGACAACAUCCUUAACAAGUUCCAUUGCGCAUGCCGUGUUGUACAACUACCGCAUAUUUGGUGCAAUGUUUAAGAAAUCGAAGAGAUCAGCAGACAUCGAUCCGCAUCGUUUAGUCUGCCAGAAAUACAAGGAUUUCCCACUAUGGGGUUUCAUCUUGCUUGCACUUGGUGCCAUUGGCUUAGCCUUCGGGAUGUCAGCUAUCAGCAACUCUGGACUUUCUGCCCCUGCCUUGAUCGUCGCUCUGAUAGUAUCUUUCAUUCUAACGCUUGGAACAGGGUUUAUAUUUGCCCUCACCGGAUUCGUAGUACGGUUAUCCCCUGGAAUUCAGAUGCUUGGCGGUCUUCUAUUCCCGGGAAAUGUGUUUGCUAGCAUGUGGUUCACAGUCUACGGAGGGACAAGUGCUUACCAAGGAUUGAACAUACUCAAAAACAUGAAAUACGGACAGUAUAUACAUUUGCCACCAAGGCUCGUGGUUUAUUCACAAUUGAUUGGCUGCACAGUUGGAAGCUUGACUACUCUUCUAGUCGCCAGGGCCAUCGUUUCACAUGAACGCGAGGUCUUGCUUUCACCCCAUGGUAACGGUAUCUUCUCAGGUGCAGAAAUUGCAGCGUUCCAGGCUCGAGCAGUCAGCUGGGGACUUUUCUCUCGACAUUUGUUUCUUUCUGGUCAACGAUAUUCCGCGGUCAGCUGGGGAAUGUUGAUCGGAUUUGCCCUUCCAGUUCCAUUUUUUGUUGCCCACAAAAUUUGGCCGCGUCUCAAAUUUAAUCAAGUCAUCGUGCCUCUAUUCCUCGGAAUUAUUCCGGGUUUGUAUAAUAUGGCCUACGCAGGAGAACUUGCGCGUAUGGUUAUCGGUCUAACAUCACAGUUAUGGGCCCGCAGGUAUCGAGCUCAAUGGUUCAAUAAAUACAACUAUAUCUUGUCUGCCGCUCUCGAUGGCGGAACAGAGGUGGCGGUAUUUGUCUUGGCGAUGGCUUUUCAAGGCGGCGGUGGUCGCCAAAUCAAAUUUCCUACGUAUUUCCUCAACCCUCCCUCAUCUACUCCCCGGGAUUAUUGCUGGGUGGAUCCUAACUCUCGUGCAGGCUAAUUUUUUUUUAAUAUCAAGAUGACAUUCGCGUAAUAUCGUGCCCUGAAUUCAGGCACGCUGACAACAAACUACUAGUAGAUUUUUUUUAUUUCCUAUGAUGUUCGCAUGUAAUUUCUCCCGCAUGUAAAAUAAUCUUGCUCUUGUAAUACGAAUCAGUCCAUGAGUGGUUGUUAUAUAAAUGCACAACUGGUUUCUUCUAUGAAAGAAUGAUACAAAGAAAGGAUUUUUACAAUGAAGGUAUAGGCAGUUGUGUUUCAGUUUGACUCGAGCU